AUGGGAAACUCUUCAACUCUACCCGCGACCACUGCGUUGCCACCACCAGCGAAAACGUCAUUUCCUGCAGUGGCUCCUCAACUUAGACCUGUACAAGUGUCCGCGCCUGCACCCUUUCCAGCACCAAUCCCCGCUCCCUUACCCGCGCCAGCGCCCAUACCCUCACCCUUACCGGCGCCGAUGCCACAGACAUCACCAUAUCCAGUAGCACCUGUCGUCCCGCCGGGCGCAUGUCAGGUUCCUCAGUGUACUUUCCCUUCAGUUUGCAUCACAGCUGAAAUCUAUCAAACGUGCGUCGCUCCUACGUCGUCAUCCACUGGCAACACCACUUGUUCAACACCUGGUCCGUGUCGUACCACCCUUACCAUGACAGCAACAGACAUAACAACUUUGACCAACACCCAGACAUCAACAAGCACCGAGGUUGCCACCAUUACAAGCACGGAUACAGCGAUACAGACAAGUACAGCGUAUGCCACAAAGACUUAUACUCAAACUGAUGUGUUGACUACUACAAGCACUGAGGCCGUUACAACCACUCAUCAUACCACAGAGACCAACACGGCUAUUUUGACCAGUCACGUACCUGUUACGAAAACUUUGACUACCACCAGUACUGAUGUGGUCAACACUACAAACAUUGAUACUCUGACCAGCACUGCAACAAUUAAUACUACCAACACUGCACUAGUUACAAGCACACGGUAUGAAACUAAGACGAAUACAGCUGUGGCGACAAGUACUGCAACAGUCACGUCCACUGCUGUUGUCAAAGCUACCACUACACUGACCACAACAAGCACUGGAAGGGCAACGAGUACCUUAGUAACCACGGCAACUAAGACAAACAUUGUCAACGCAACUCAAUAUGCCACUGAGACUCUAAAAAAGAUUUUGACUACCAUAGCAACCUCGACCAGUGUAGUUACAACAUGUAGCGCCAACUGUACUAUGAUAGGUAAUUUUAUUUUUAUUUUUGGAACAUAGUUACUUAUACCUAAGAUGUUUGCAGCCAACUGAAACGGAAGCGUUUAUUUAAAGUAUAAAUUCGUGCGCGUUCUGAAAGUCACUGGAAUUUUAUCACAGGCGCGCAGUCCAGACUUCUGUGGGAGAGAGCGUUUUUUUUGGCUGCUAUUUUGCAUUUUGUUGAUCUCAAAACUUUUGUUCAUUGUUUACUAGUAAAGGUAAUCAAAAACCACUUACCAUAUGACUACCUUAUGCUUUUUUCGGGGUCUCCAUGACAUGUCCAUCUUUUCGAAGAGCACUGAAUAGCAUCAAGUGUCUUGGAUGUGUCGUUAUGAUUUCUGACCUAACAUUCCCCAUACCUCGCGUAUGUUGCCAUUUAUCCAUAACAAGUAAUCGGUUUUGUUCUUUAAAAUUGUAAUUUUUCUUUUAGGACCUUCACCGACGUCUACAUCCUCUGUAACGCCAUCUGUAAUAGGAGAACAAGGCAAGCCAGUACUAUUAUUCUUGAAAAAAGGGAAUUUUGUGACGAGGUCAUAAAAAUUGCAUAAUUAGUCGUACGUUGGAUUGUGAAGUUAUGCAACUAACCAAUAUUACGAAAAGCAUGUGUUUUAAGUCAAUUUUGGGUUCUGUCGCUGUAGCAGCAAUGCUAAAGGUACUACACUGACGGGUAAAAAGCGGUCCUUUAAAGAAAUACCGAUAGAGUUUCAUUCAUUCAUUCAUUCAUUCAUUCAUUCAUUCAUUCAUUCAUUCAUUCACUUCAUUCCUUCCUUCCUUCCUUCCUUCCUUCCUUCAUUCAUUCCUUCAUUCCUUCCUUCCUUCCUUCAUUCAUUCAUUCCUUCAUUCACUCAUUUCAUUCAUUCAUUCCUUCACUUCAUUCCUUCAUUCCUACACUUCCUUCCUUCCUUCCUUCCUUCCUUCCUUUCUUCAUGCCUUCCUUCCUUCACUGAUUCAUUCAGUCAUUUAUUUAUUUAGGCCCCGUCAACAAGAAUCCGGAUAUUUUUGAAACUGCAAAUUAUUUUUAUGCGAAGAAGCCCUCGGCCCAAACGAAACCAGUGAAUCCACUCACCGAAACUGCAUCCUUUGGAAAGCGCUCUCCAGAGUGUUUUAAGGCCCCAUCCACACGAAUCCGAGUCAAAAAUAUGCUGAUUCAAAAAUGUCCCGAUUCAUGUGGACGUAACUUCAUUCAUUUAGUGCCUGGUCCCUUUCACUUUUUUUUGUAAUUCGAAAUUGCAAAUCUUCAAAAAAGGUAUGUCUGUCGUUUCCCUUUAUUCCUCAGGCACAUUUCACUUAAUCAUGUCAUUUUGAAUAAGUUAAUUAUUUAUGUGGCAUACAUGUAAAUGUCACGCUAUCUUCGAACACAGAGAAAUAGACAGAAAUCAAUGAUUAACAUUCGUCCGUGGGGUGCAAACACUAAGUUGAUUGAAUUAACCCAUCUAAGGUCCCGUCCACCCUAAUCUGGAUAAACUGAAACCGCACACUUAGGCCCCGUCCACACGAAUCACGAUAAUUUUAAAACUUCAUAUUUUUCACCCGGAUUGGUGUGAAUGGGACCUUAAACGACUCUGGAAAGUGGUUUCACAAUGAUACGGUUUCAUUCAAUGGUUUCUUGUGGACCAAAUGCGAGUCAAAGGCCGAGUCGUGUAAAAAAUUCAUAAUUAAAACAUGCGGUAUAUGAAAAAAGAUCCAACUUCGGGUUAGAGUGGAUGAGGCCUUAACCAAGUUUGACCGUAAAGCUUGUACCAGUGAUAAAGCAGUUGGGCGCUCAUCCAGACCUUUAGAUAUGUAAGAGGGGUUCCGGCCUCAACAGUAUUACAUCUUGUUACUGCGAGCUUUAGUUUGACCUUAAAACAGGGGCUCUCAACGACCGAACGUUUCCAAAUACGUCAGAGGUAUCUCAAAUGGUUUUCUGUACGCUUUGGAAGCCUGUUUGGUUGAUUUGGAGCUGUCUUAAAAACCAUUUAUGUGUUCUGAUAUCAUUUAAAACGUCUCAUUUAAAACUGACAUAGUUGAAUGAAAUGGAGUAGCCGUACUUUCAUCAAACUAAGAUUCUAUGGCAACAUUUGUUUUUAUAUCGAAAUUUUCAAGGGAUUUUUUUUAACAAAAAGCAAUUUCUUGGCGAUUAAAAGUGAAAAGCACAAUCUCCGAAAACUAAGUACGUAAAUAGAAAUGCUGAAUUUCUUAGGCAAGCGUCACAAUGAUCCAGACAUUUUGAGCCUUUCUCGAGUUUAAGGAAUUUGUUAGCAAUAUUUAAUCCUACUUUGCAAAUUACAAAUCUGGUACGUCGACCAACAAAGCUCUUCUUUGGUUCGAAAGUUAUCUUACAAACAGACAACAGUCCACUCGUGUUCUCGGCCCAACGCUUUUCAGCCGGUACAUGAAUGAUCUACCCGAAGUCAUCAAGUUUAGUAACACCGAAUCUUACGUUCAUGACACUAAGAUAUAUUUUUCGUUCGCGUCAAAGGACAAUAGGGAGUUUAAUUAAGAUACGGAGACUACGGACUACGAACUACGGCUGGACGAGCGUUGUCCUUUGUUUGAAGCAGUGGGUUGAGUCGUGCAAAUAUAGAACGUUAAGAUUACACUACAGACAAUAGACUACGAGAGUAGAGGCGGAGAGGGAAACAACACGCAAAGAUUUUUUUGUUUUCAUCACAGUUCACAAAAAUGUAAGUCAGUUUUGCAUGUGAUCUUAUCUUUAGAACAAUGAACAAAUUCUUCCAUACUUGAAGGAAGCAAUUACGUCGGGUGAAAUUGGUAAACAACGUUUUGAGUUACACGGGUUUUAUUUUUUCGCCCAUGAAUACUUGUGUCAAAUAUUAAAGCUCAUUCACUAGAUAUAGAAGAUGGACUUUUCCGACUACUGAUCUGAUGUAGUUUGAAGUAUUGAAAUGCCGAGUUUCGAUUGUCUCGAAGAUGUUUACAUCAUUUUAAUUCAGCAAAUGCGAUACAAAAACUCGCAUAAACAAAGGUUAGACAAGUGGAAAGACACACUAAUCAGUGCGAACAAACAUUGAAACUUUUCAAGUGCGAAGAGAAAGUAAAUUACCUGCAUGAUUUCUCUUCUCCUCGGCCGUCAAUCUGAAUUCUGCGUAUAAACAGCUAUGCGUCUUUAAAUAUGAGCUUUAAUAGCUAGGUAAAAAUGUAGUCACAACGGUGGAUUAAAAGCGUAAAUCUGAGCAGAUAUUAGACAAAACUUACAUAUUUCGCUUCCCCCUCACUUAAAGCAGGUGAAUUGAAAACUUUCUUACGAAAAGACGAGAUUCUUGAAUUAUCGAGACGGCAAAAUACGAGCAUAAAUGUUCUCCGUAGCCCCGACUACGGAAACAGCUCAACAACUCGCCGUAGCCGCAGGACUACGCGGGAAAAAUGAACAGUCACGUGGUUUUGAUCAUGCGAAGUAGCACGUUUAACCGUAGUCGUAGUCCUUAGUCGCCGUAUCUUAAACUCCCUAUUGAUUCAUGUCUACGCCAAGUUACUGAGGAUCUCAAACAUGUUUCAGAGUAGUGUUGCGCUAACCACCUUCUGAUCAAUCCUUAAAAAACCAUGUUUUUCCUGAUUGGGGUGAGGCAACUUAUCUCUAAGUUGCCUAGUAACAUCACCGUACCUUUCCUUGGUAAUUAAAGACGUAGUACCUGUAACUUCCGUCAAAGACCUUGGCGUCACAAUUGACUCGAACCUGACCUUUAAUGACCAUAUCUCUUCUGUAAUCACUAACCUCAUCUUUUGUCAACAUUAUAAAAUAAUAUAAUAAUAAUAAUAUAAAAUAAUAAAUAGAGUAGGACACUUGUUCUCUAAAGAUGUACUGUGCAUAAUCCUUUUCCCCUAAUAUUUAGCCAACUGUUAUACCGUUCGACAGUAUGGUCUGGAACUUCUAAAGAAAACCUCCAUAAACUACAACUCAAGCAAAACCUUACCGGCCGAGUACUUACUAUCACAAAAAAGUUUGAUGACAUUACACCAGUCUUACAUGAACUUGGUUGGCUCACCAUCGAGGGGCUACUAUCCUUACGUGAUGUAACUAUGAUCUUUAAAUGUCUCAAUGGUCUUGUGCCCAGCUACUUUAGUACUAACUUUGUAUAACGCUCAGAAACUCACUCUUAUUGCACUAGAGAGAACAAUCAACUUAACCUCUCUCAGUGCCGAACCUCCGCCGCAUAGUGUGCCUUCCGUUUCAGGGCGUCUAAAUAUUGGAACAGUCUUCCCAAUGAUAUUAGAAACUCUGCCUCUAUUGAGGUAAAAGGAGUGCCAGGCUUGAGAUAAUCAGAAGGCGGAAAUAGAAAAUUUAUCUAUAUUUUAUUGAUCUUUGUAAUUAAUUGUUUAUUAGCUUUUUAAUUUUUUAUAAUUGUAGUUCUAGCAUUCAAAUUUAAUUGUCUUUUAUACAAUAUGUAAUUUUUACCUAUUUCGCACAUUAUACUUAGUGAAUAAUCUUGUAAAUUAAUUCUGAAAACCCAACUGAGAGAAUUAUUAAAUGUAUUGUAUUGUAUAUUUGCUCCUCGGAACAGUUAUUCACAGACAAAAGUCGUUGGCUGCCCCUGUUAAAAUAAAGUGAGCUCCCCGCCAGUCGGGCCCCUUCCCUAGAUCCAUCAUUAUAUACGGUAAUGCCAUAUAGAUAAAUAGAAGUUUUUUACUUAAGACAGGUUGCACCACCAACUAUACCAAACUCGGUUGUUUCAAAGAUGGAAGGAACCCUCGACCAUUACCUGAGCUCCUUUUUACUGAUCGCGAUGCCCAAAGCAAGGUAUCGAGUAAUAAGACCAUCGACUGGAACAACUGGGAUACAUACAUAGUUGACUUGGUUUGUAGAUGUGCUAACGCGGCAAAGGCUAAGAAGUACUCCCACUUUAGCAUCCAAUAUUUUGGUAAAUGUCAAUAUUAUUGUUAAAAUCGUAGUGAUUUCCUUUUAGCAGAUUAUUAAACUGAGAUAAUUAAGCCUCAAGAAUUUAUAUGAUGGUUAAAGGACUUCCUGAUGAUGCCGCGACAACACAGUCGGUAUAAUCCAAAUUUUUGCCCUUCCUUUUUUCCUAACCAAACCUUAAACCGACUAUUUUGAAUCUCUAAAAGCUAAUUACCGUCGGUAUUUACUCGAAAAACCACGUCAGCGCGUAUUAAGAUCCUGGAUUAAAUUUUUGCCGUUUCGACUCUCAUUCGGCUGCCGCGUUUAUUCAAAACUAAGUGUUGAUGCAAUCAACAGUAGUACGUUAUCUUUCCACUUUUUCGAGGUUUUAUUGUAAGAAGACAACAACACAGCAUUGUAAGCAACAAGAACAUUAAAAACAAUCAGCAUUAAAAAUUUUAGAGGUGGGGAGCUUCGUUUUGGUUAUUGCGAAAGAGCAGCCUCUCGUCUUUGCGAGGGGGCAGCAUAUUAAUAAGGUCGUGCGCGAAGGUUCCAAGGCAGAAAAAUGAAUCUCGAAGGGGUGUGACAGAAAAUAGUGUAAAGAAAAUUUUAUGAAGUAAUGCAGAAAAGAGAAUAUAAGGAAAAGUAUACAAGGUAAAGUCAGUAUUUCUAAUUCGUUUUUUGAGAGGAUUCGAAGUUCGCUUAUAAGACCACUAAAUUUUACGCAAAAUGACCUGUGUGUAACUUCGGACAAUGACGAAUUUCAAUAUCUCGAAAAACUUGCUAUGUAAAGUUGGGAUUUCAAAUUCUUUAUGCAGUACAUCAGUUCCGUUCACUGUUUUUAUGUUAAUUUUUGCUUAUGCAAUCGAAUAGUGUUCCAACUAUUUUUUGUAAAUUAAGGUAAUUCUUGACAUUUCUAAACAAAUUGAACAGGGCGCGGGUAUAGGUAAAAUCGUUGCUCGUUGGCACUUAGCGAUAACUAUAAUUAGUUUAGUACUAAUGGUCUUACAAUAAACACGGGCAGUUCUAAGUUGAAUUACGUUUCUCUCGAAAACAAACUAACAGGUUUUUCUACCAACGAAAAUAAGGUUAGCAAUGUUAGCGUUGGAUGUGUCAUUGAAAAAGUUGAACUUCUGUUAUGUGUUUUAAACGAUUAAUGGUGGAGAUGUUGAGAGAACAUUUGAACAGGGCUCCUAAAUGAUUAAUUUAAUGUUCAUGUUAUUAUGUGUUUUGCUUGAUAGGUGAGUGUUGGUCUGGACCAGAUGCCGCCGAGACAUACGAUAAAGAUGGCCCGUCUGAAGAAUGCUUCACGAAAGGUUCUAUGCAAAAAUGUAAUGUCACUGAUAAUGUAGAGUGUGUUGGCGACCUUAACACCAAUUUCGUCUAUGGAAUCAAUGUGAAAGGUAAUUACAACUUUUCCUCGGAAUUCCUAACAUAAACUCGCUGAUCGAAUAUCAAACGAGCACCACUACUGAGAAAUGUUAUGGACUAGGAGCAACCUCUCCAUUUCGAGGGGCAAGCGAACUGAUCCUUUCUUUCCCUGCUCCUUGCUCUCUCUUGCCAAAUGUGCGUGACUACUCUCGAUAUACUAAAUGGAGAGCUUGCUGGCAGGCUCGAAAUGUUAAGAUUUCCAUCAUUGUGAGAGAUAGUUGCAUCGUCAUCAUAAUGGCUUUGUCAAUUCCAAGCGUGUCCUUCACCCCAAAGACAUUUGUCAAUUGCUGACACCUACUUUGACUCUCGACAUCUGCGCUGAAGCGAACAAACCAGCUUUAUAGCUGUGGGGGGAGGGAGGCGAGACAAAUGGAGGGACUGUCGUAACAUUACUACUAAUGAUCCCUGCAGCUCACUUUUACGGAGCGCGUUGUUCCAGCAACGCUGACAUUUGAUUAGUCAUUAGAAAAUAGGUGUUAAUUUGUGUUGACCGGCAACAAGUUGCCAACACUGACAAGUCUAAGUGUUCGCCUAACUUUUAAUUUUUUUUUUUUUGGAUCUUCAUCUUUUUGGGCCAACGAAACUGGUGGAGGAAUAUAUUUAUUUCCGAUUGGCGUGAAAUAGGGCAGACUUUUCUUGACCUUUCAUGGAGGAGGUAUGAUGAUAAGACCGUUUGCUCGCAAGUAUUAUCUUCAACCCGAUGCUAUUGCGAAUUUGCAAGGCAAAUUUUGCAAACACACGCAGGAUUUUUGGUAUUUUGAAGAUCAAUCACGCAAGCCCAAUGCUUUUGUUGCAGCCCGGCCAGGGAAAUGUUGUUAUAUUCCAGAAAUCUAGGAGUUUUGAAUAAAGAAACAUUGUUUUUGCCAAAGGAAUUGAAAUGAACGCUACAAAUAACGUGUCAGAAAUUCAUGGCUUUUUAUCAGGAGUUUUAAUCAUUUUAAUUGGUGUUGAAGAGAGCAGGCUUUCACGUAGAUUGGGGAAUGUUCAACUGUGUAUGUUUUCCGAUUUUAUUUGGAAAAAAAUGUUUUUCUAGUCACUGUAUUUAUAAUUGCUGUUUCGAAAGGAGAUGUUUGCAAACAUGCGAAAUCGAAGCUAAAUGUGUCGGGUAUGUUUUUGACGGUAAGGAGAGGUUUGUUAAUUAAUGACUGGUAAUAAGACGUGAAAUUCCUGUCACGUCCCCUGCCCCUCAAAAAGACAACUUUGAAGCCAAUCUCGCCGUCACCAAUCCUUUACUUGGCUCUCCGUCCAAGUAGUAUACUUGUGACCCUCUUGUGAAUCCAGAAUUUAUGCAUCUAACCACUUACAUAUGCAAUUCAUCCCAAACAGAUGCUUUUUUCUAGGUUUUUAACAGCGCUUUUUCCUUCAUUUCCAGCACCAAAACCUCGUAUUUCGGAAGCAACUCCAUCGCUUCCAUCCUUGACGGCCGUUACCACGCCUCCGCCUGUAAUCAGUGAGUUGCCUGUCGUACAGACAGGGAGAACAUUUAUAUUAAGAGGCCUUCAAUCAUGAUCUUAAUAGUUUUAAUUUCUGUUUUUUUAAUCCCAAUAAAUAAAUCUAUUGCUGUCUCCAACAGCUACAGUGUAGUUCACAUUAUCAGGAAAUAAUUUAUGUUGACACUUUUUUGAUUCUUUCCUUCUCUUUGCUCAAUUGGAAAUGAACGUGACUUGGCGAUCUGAAGUAAAGCAUCGAUAGCCUUCUAUUUUGUCAUCCCAUUCUAAAAAUACUCUCACGCCCAGGUCUUAGCCAAUAGCUAAAGGAGAAUCAUUGUAUUGCUUUAUAUUGCAGCUUUUACUUAUUUGCCAAUAGGCUAAGCUAACACUGAAAACGCUUCAAAUUUUUACUUCGAUGGGUGGUACAAGAUUUAUAAUUUAAGUUAUUUUAGCAACUGCUAAAUCUGUGUAUCCAGAGUGGGACUGUCAGGUUUUAGUUUAAGGUUCUCUACUCUGUAUAGCAGCGAAAGUCAUUUCAAAUGGGACAUCAUGCAAAACAAUCAGGUAUCGGUAAGUAAGGUUAAAUGGUCUUCCCUGUUCAGUAUAUACUGUACACAAAACAAGUGUCCGUACCGUUUGAUAAAUGUAAAUCUCGUACAUGUGUAAUCAUGAAUCAUGAACCCCAAGGUGUUAUCAGAAAAUAGGACUACAUUAGUGCUGAAAGCACAGAAAACCCUAAGAAACCAAAUGAUUCGAAACUCGAUGUUCCACGUAUCCUAACCAUAUCACAAAAAGCCCUCGGCUCCAUAAUCACUAUUUCUUUUUUUAUAAUAAGGUAUUAUUAUUAUUGUUAUCAUUAUUAUUAUUAUUAUUAUUAUUAUUAUUAUUAUUAUUAUUAUUAUUAUUCUUGACUCGAUUUUGCUUGCAGUGCCUACUCCAACUCCUUCAAGCACACAAAUCAUACCUAGUACUUCAGCUGCACCUCCUCCCAAUAUCUUAAAAGGCAAGUUAUUUUAUUAUGCGAAGAAGCAAGUGUCUAAAAUUACAACAACACCGACCACUGGAAGAUGAAAACUGGUAUUUGUAGAAUAUCUGCUAGAAUAAGACAGGAAUUUUACAUUUCCAAUCGAAAAUUAGUUGUUCAGUACUGCAAUUAUUCUCCAAAUAGCAGAUGUCCGUCGAGUUGUCUUGCUGUUCUUGUUAUGUUUUUAGCUAAUAGUUCACUUAUUUCUUCGUUGUGAGACGAGUGAAAUGUUCCGCCAUUUUGUACACACUACCAAGGCAACUCAAUCUCGUGCCCUGGUCGUCUCGGUUAACAGCUCAUUUUUCUGGCAAUUAUUCUGCACAGUUGACGUCAUUUUUCACAUUUCGUAAAUAGCCCAUUUUCACGAUGACACCAUUUUACUACUACGACCAGAUUUCUUCAGAGUUUUGCUUUCUUGUGCAAAUUAGGGCUUUUGUUAUUUAAACCUCGCUGUGAUCACAAAAUUUAAAUAUGAAAAGAAAAACGAAAAGGGUUCUGGUCGUAGUAAAAUGACGCCAUUGUGCAAAUGGCCUAUUUGGUCGACAGCAGCUGGUAGUGAUGAAUUACGCGUGGAAUUUUAGCCAAUCAUAAACGGGGAAAUAUCUUGAGUAAUUAAUAAUAGCAAUUAUUGUUCACCGUUUUGUGGAGGAUGUAAACAAGUAACGGCAAAAUUGUUCUUAGGAAUUCAACUCCAGAAGAGUUCGCCUACAAUUGACAAAGUAAUUAAAUGAGUUGGAAUAAACACAAUGGAGAUUGGAAGAUCGGCAAUUCACUUUUGAAGCGACGUUUUCGCUGCUUUCUUCGCCAUCAGAUCUUUAAAAGGUCCCAAAAUGUAAAAUUAAGGCUCCUAAAUACAUUAAACACCCGCAUAUAAGAACAAAUGGAUUAAGAACAUCAGGCUCAAAUUUGGCCCAUAAAACAUUAUAUCUAUAAGAACCAGCUCAGCCUGAUAAAUUAAAUUGUUCUUAUAUAAUAGGAAGAGAGUGUCGGAAUAAGGAAACAAAAUCAGUGGAACUUAUAUUUAAGUAUGGUAGUCUGUUCGACAUUACACGAAAGUUAGAAAGACAGCCGAGCUGUCUAAAAGUUCUGUCAAAUGCAGCUGCUGUGGUAAAUCAUUCAAAGGCAAGCAAUAUCUUGACAGCCACGUGAAAUUUAAGCACUGAUAGCCGAGAAGGGAUCACAGCAGGGCUCAAGAUUUGGAAAUAAUAUGUCCUCUAACAUCGACAACUUGCGCUCGACCACCUCACCGAAUGAGGCAGAUGCUUACAGUUCACAUCUGCUUGAAGAUCAAUCGUCGGAAUCCGUUCCUAUUGCUAACUAAACUUCUAGAAACAUGUUAUCUGUAGUAUUUUUGAAAUAAGAACAUAUUAAGAACAUCUUUAGGUUGAUUUCCCACCAAGUACCCGAUAAAUAAGAACUAAAUCAGCUUUAAUCCCGAAACCAUGUGUUCUUAUAUGCGGGUGUUUACUGUAUACUAAUGUCUUUUCCAUUCUUUAAGAUAGGUUGUAACAUCACAUAUACCAAAGUCGGCUGUUUUAAGGAUGACAGAAAGAAGAAAAGGCCAUUACCUGAUAUUCUUUUUACUGACCGCGAUCCUUCAAUGAAGAAGAAGUGGAGCGGGUAUAGAAUCGACUGGAAAAACUGGGAUGAAUACAUAGUUGAUGUGGUGUGCAGAUGUGCUAAUGCGGCAAAUGCAAAGAAGUACUCUUAUUUCAGCGUCCAGUAUUAUGGUGAUUAUUUCUCAGUGUUCACUUGUUCCUUUUACAUUAUCAAUAAUUUUAAACUAAUCAAACCUUUAAUACCACAAGUCAGUAAACCUGGAGAAUUUUGCGAAAGUGGCCUCUUUCAGUCACAGUCCAAUCAAAACAUGUUUGCAUGCAAAUUAGUUUUGGCGUAGAGCAUUAAACCUCUUUGUUUUAGGCCUGUUUCAAAUGUCGAAUUGCCUUUUUAUGUGCUUAAUUCAAUGCCUAUGGAGCCUAUUCACAUGACGUCACGGCGGCCAUAUUGGUGUUCCAAAACAAUGAAACGGCGGCCAUAUUGGUGUUCCAAACAAAUCCUGAGGGAGUUGAACUCUUUUCAUAAGUAAAAAAUUUCUUUUUUUCCCAUGAAUUUGCCUAGAUACUGGGCACGUGGGUGAAUACGUGUUAUAAAGCGUUUUCACUCAAGUGGCCAGAAUCUAUGCAAAUUUUUUGAAAAAAAGGAAAGCGUUUGCAUAAGAAAGGAGUUGGCCGCCGUUUCAUUGUUCCCAAAACAAUGAAACGGCGGCCAUAUUGGUGUCCCAAACCAAUCCUGUGAGAGUUGAACUCUUUCCUUAUGCAAACACUUUUUUUUGCCCCAAUAAAUUUGUAUAGAUGCUAGCCACGUGAGUAAAAACGCUUUAUAAGGAAAAUACAUUAUUUUCGCAAAUAGCCCACGUUCGAUAUAUUAGAAUUCUAAAAAUUCUAACAUGACUCCGAGGCUUUCUGUUAAUUUUUUUGUAUUUGGAUUGGUUUUCUUUGCUAUCAAGUCUCUUCUGGGAAUUGCGAGAGAAUGGAGUCGGAAAAAAUUUGCAGUUUUGACUCUAAAUCUCUGAGUCAUGUUAGAAUGUUAAUAGGGCCAUUUAUACGAGGAAAAAUACGACCAUGUCGUUCUAAGACGAGAACAGCUCGUAUAAAUGGUUCGCGUCUUAUUUCUGUUCUUGACUCGUUUUCCUGUGAAUGUUGCCUGUAGCAUCGGCAAUCCAACGUGGCGCGCCAGAAAUUAACGCAUGCGUAUUAUGCGUUCGCGUCUUAUGUAAGACGCGAAGGUCAUUUAUACGAAGAUUUUCUCGUCUUAGCUAAGACGCCUCUUCUCUAAGGACAGGUGUUAAGGGCUGUUCUAAAAUAAGACGCGUCUUAGCUAAGCCACGUCUUAUCUUAGACGAGAUGAUCGAAAGUUCGCGUCUUACUUAAGACGCGUCCUAUGUAAGACGCGUCUUAUUUUUCCUCGUAUAAAUGACCCUAAUAUAUCGACCGUGGGCUAAUAUCAUUCGGCACUUGUGAAGUAGGAUGUUUUUAGGGCUUUUAAAAGGUAUAUGCAAUUUUUGUACUGCGUCAGGUUGGCAUAGGACCUCGUUGACUUUUGCGUAAGGUGAACAAAUUUUGUUCAGUAUAUAUAUGGUCAAUAUACAUGAAACAUUUAUGAGAUUAUGAAACUCUUGUUAGGUGAAUGUUGGUCUGGACCAGAAGCCGCUGACACAUAUAACCGAGCUGGCAAGUCUAAAAAAUGCGUCACGAAGGGAGUCAAUGUGCCGUGUAACCUCAACGAUAAUGUAGAAUGCGUUGGCAAACAAAACACCAAUUUCGUCUAUUACAUUACUCCUAAAGGUAACUCUGUUUGUAAAAUAAUCAUGGUCGACGCACCUUAAGGUGUUUCGAUACAAUUUUUCCCCCAAUUUUUUUUCAUUCGAUUGGUAGCAGAGCACCAUGGGUAAGAAAAUCAAGUAAUCUACCCAUCCGAGAAAAUUUGGUAAUCACGUAACCAUACGCCCGCUUGUCCGUCCCCCCGCACCACAGGACAACCAAUGUAAAAUAACUCAAUCAAAAGGUAUGGUAACCCAAAUGCAACUCGAGGUUAUUUUGGCGGGAAAUCGCGUAACCACCGGCGUCUUGUAAAGCCGAGACAACUAAAGAGUCAAUAAAGACGAAAACGGAAUGCGGAAAUUGUUUCUGUAUCCGUGUUGUCUAAAGUAUUCAGCUUAGAUUAAUUGUCAUGUCCACAAAUUUGGAAUAUAGAGCAAGAGAAAGACAGAGAAAAAGAGAAAAGAGGCGGUUGUUUUUACCUUUCUCCGGCGUUGCCUUCGCCGCUUAGCAUUACACGAUUUUAUAUUUUGUUUUUGAACGAACUAUGAAUGUUAUCGAGAGCUUCGCUUUAAGCCCUGGCUACAUGAUCUAUUGAGUAAAAUCCAAAAAGUGGUCUAUUAUUAAUGCUGCGUUCUGAUUGGUUGAGCUACUACCUAAGAAUUAUUCCUCGAGCCCGAAUGGGCUCCUAGUCAAUAGCCCAUGAGGCCGAAGGCCGAAUGGGUUAUUGACUAACAGGCCAUGAGGGCGAGAGGAAUAAUUGUUUUAGUAAAAUCCAACUAGUUGGUCAAAAAUAUCGAGAAUAAAAAAGGUUUAGCUAGUUAAAGCUAGACUUUAAUCCUUUUUUGCCGCCAAAGAGCCUGCACUUUUCGCUACUAGUGGGCUAUAACAUAUAGCCUAGUAGUAGCUCAACCAAUCAGAACGCAGCAUUGAUAAUAGACCACUAGUUGGAUUUUAUUAAUAGGCUAUAUGUUAUGGCCUACCUAGUAGCGAAAAGCGCGCGCUUUUUGGCGGCAGAAAAGGAUUAAAGUCUAGCUUUAACUAGCUAAAAUUUUUUUAUUCUCGAAAUUUUUGACCAACUAGUUGGAUUUUACUAAAACAAAAAAUCAAAUCUCCGUAGGGCUUGGUCUUGGCCUCUUCCGCAAGGCUCUUACAUGUAGCUAACCAAGACAGGUUGAGUGUUUAAUAUCUUUCCGUUCAUUAGAAUCUUGGAACCGUUGCACGUGAACAUAGUGCACAUGGCUUCCAUUUCCUAUUGACCACUCCAGAAUAUACCAUAACAUAUCAUAUAUCUUUGUUUUUCUCUUUGUUUGUCACCCCGAAAUUUUGCAGAAGCAUUUUUUUCAGUUUCUCCCGGGCCAUGUUAACUCCCAAGAGAAACUGAAAACAAUACUUAUACUAAAUAUUGGGGUGACACACAUAGAGCAUUAUGGUAUGUUAUGGUAUUUUCUGGAGUGGUCAAUUGGUCAAGUGCGUUCUCAAGUGUGGUGUAGACCACACUUGGCGACGAACUUCGGCUUUUUUGAACUACGAACGUUUCCGUGGUCACCCAGUAAAGUUGAAGUGGGCACAUUUUAACCCUUCACACUCAAAAUAGGUUCCAAGUACACUUAGAUUAUACUUGAUAGCUCUAGUGUAAGGCCAACAAUCGACAAUAUUCGCACCGAAAUGUACUAUUCAUGGAGGUAUGUAUGGUCCGCAUUUAUUUGGAAAAAUUAGCACAACGUAACAGUAAAUGUUUUAACCCGGAGUUUUGGGCGUUUCGUAGGCCAAGUUUGUAAAAAUUACGUGAUGAGGUUUAAAAAGCAUUUUGUCAAGCUGUUCAAGAGAUAUACAGAAAAGCGUUAAAAGUCAAAAUUUAGAAUAAAGCUGCAUUUAGACAAGUGGUGACAGAAAACAGUUGAGUUUUCAGGAUCGUAUGAAAGAAAGUACACCAAAUUUUCCAAGCAGCAAAAUAUGAUAUUUGUAAGCAUUCUGACGCUACUUAGGAUUGAUUUGAGUUAUUUAGAACUUUUUCUAUGAAAAAUAUAUCACGGCUAUUGAAAAUGUCAGGUUUGAAAUAUAUUUACGUUUAAUUUGAAUUCAAACAAACGGAAUUUUUUAUUUCUCGCGGAGGUUAUUUGCUAAAUACCCCGUUUUAAGUUCCUGGUGUAGGAUUUUCAGUAGCAGGUGAAGAUUUCGCAAAAUUCGGCUUUUAUCGAUUUCCAUUUUUUUUAUUGUUGACACACUGAUAUUGAUUUAACUUAAAACUACAUUUUGACAAACUUCAAUGCAAAAUCAGUUAGUGGUUAAAAUUUCAUAGCGAUUGGAUAAGAUCACUUUUAAGGCGAAUGAAAAAUAUUGGUAUGGUCUCCAAAAAACUGUAUCGAAACACCCUAAGUAGUCGGGUAUUUAGAAACUAAAAUACCAAACUACAUGCAACACUCGCGUCACAGGUAAAACACUUGUCACAGGCACACCACUCGUCACAGGUACAAACAAACGUUAGAGAAUCAACACUACAGGUAGAAUAAUAACGCGAACGCCAAAAUGAGAAUUAAUUACCUUACAACUCUCUCAAAUGGAACGCACAAAAAUUUGGCAAAGCAUUGUUUUAGAUGUUUUUUCUUCAUAUAUGUCCCAAAGAUUGACCCUCUUCAUAGGCGACUAACAGGAGCACGUGAUCAGUUAUUUAAAGAUAACUGCGCACAAAAAUGGCUAAGAUGCAGCGGAUUGUUCGGAUAAAAAAGACAGAAAAAAUGAAGAUUAAGCCGUCAAACGGAUAUGUUUUUGGAUAUGUUUUUUAUUAUGUCCAGGGCUCAUAAACCGCGUUUACGGUUCAUUUUUAGUGUCACCUGAACUACCUGCAGGCCAAACAGUACCUCCAACCCUGCCUGUCACGUUGCUUCCUCCGGUGUCGAAGGGUAAGUAAAAAAUGGAGCUUAAGUGCCAGUUGGUUUAAACAAACGACUUGUAGUCUGAUGUGAUAAAUUCAGUUACAGAUUGCUCGAGACUGUAACGAAAGUACUCUGAUAGACUGUUCAGAGUCGCCUAUUUUCCCGUAAGUUCUUAGAGAUCGACCACUUUGCUUUGACAGGCGGCCAUAAAGCAAGAUGGCCGCCCGUAUCUCUCCUGACGAUCUUACGAAAAAAUAGGGGACUGUGGCAGUCUAGCACUCUGAUAGAACACAAUACAGUUUUGAAAGGGCCAAGUAAAAGCGGUUGUACUCUAGUAAGAAAUGUUAUUCUUUCAAUUUUGUUUGAAAAAAAAAAAAAAGAAAAUGGAUUUUCCAGGGCAAUACUUUUGAAUCUGCUAUGUUCUCGACAAUAUUCUUCAAUCCGCUUUGUGCUGCGCCUGUGUUCCUGUGUAUUGACAUAAACCCUCAAGAAAGUGUUCAUGUAUACGCCCUCACGUUCUUAAGGGAUCUAGCAGUAGGUGAUGCGUCAAUAGGUAUGACGUCAGAGUUUUCGAAACUUGCCUUGCUGCGGUGCACAGAAAACACACGUUCGCGAGAACGUUUUAGAAACUUCGGGUCUUUAUCUUUUUAUUGUGGGGUGAAGUCCAAAACGAAUAAAAUUGUAUGUUCUUUUUAAACCAAACCAAUUAGUGAGAAUAGCGUCUUACAUCUACUCUUAAAUAUUCUUUGUUGUAUUAUAGUUUGCAAUAUAAAGUAUGAAAAAGUUGGGUGUUUUGUCGAUAAGUUGGCCAACAGCCAAGAGCUUGCACUGCCGGAAAAGAUUCUUAACGAAAACCAGCUGGUUAAAUGGGAUAAAUGGAAUUCUUGGCUACCAGAGUUUGUCUGCAGGUGCGCCAAUAUAGUCCACAAAAAGAACUACCAGGUCUUUGGGAUUCGAAACUUUGGUUGGUAUAUUUGUAUUUUUAUCUUGUUUUUCAUAAUACGUCAAAAUAAAUGUUUUGAACCGUCUAAAAUUCGAAACAAGCCAAAAAUCAAACAUCUCCUUUAAAGCGCCUUGGUAAAAAGCUAUGGUAAGUUAACAUCGACUCGCUUUAUUCAUAUCACACAAACCUGAUUAGAACGAGCGAGAUCAAAAGAUUUUGCUAAUUAAUCGUGGUGCUAAACCCAAAAAACCAUCGCUGUAUAGCUGGCGAUAGCGAUCAUAUCUGAAUGGAUCUUAAGUUCAAGUUUUAAGCUUCAAGUUUACUUUGCAAAACAGAAAAAAAAGUUUUACAAAGAGUGUUUUACAAAGUAAGAGUUUUAUAAAGGAGAAAAACGUAAGUCAAGAAAAGAAAACAAUCUUUACAAUUGCAUAUAUGUGCUUACAAACGUAAAAAAGAAAGAAAAGAAAUAAUGGGGGUAUCUUGCAUGAUCUACUUUUUGUUAUUUAAUCCAGUUUAAGAUUAACCAUGAUUUUGUAAUUAUCUACAAAGUUAUCUUCGGUUUUCAAAAUAUAUCUAAUGCUCCGCAGUCCUUUAAGUUAUUUAUAUAUAUUUUUUGUAAGUUGUCAGUAUGUGUCAAGCCCUCCCAGUUAUAUGCCCAUCAACAUGUACAUGCAAACAAAAACACAUCUCAUUAUAGCCCCCUCCAGGAUAUUAAUAGAGACGGAGUUUAAGCUCCACGUAUACGGCAAACGGCAAACGUCAGAUUCAAGCUGAGAAUUUCUUCUUUCUGAUUUCUUGAGCUUUUUGACAAUGGAGUAUUAUUCUCCUUUCAUUAUUCGCGUAUUAGGCUGGUGACUGUUCUGUUCUUGGUAACCAUUGUGUUUGAUGAGUUAAGACCAAAUGUCUCGUGUAUUCACACGAAACUGAUCAUUGCUUGUCGUGUUUGCUGCGGGAGCAAGAACAGUAAAAAUGUUUUAUUUCGCUCGAUAAUGAUAUCAUUUGAAAAUAAGCGUCUCGACUUGAAAAUUUCCUGUAAACAAAGUAAUUCACUUUGGACCAUGCUGAGAAGCGCUACCUACUUCUGAUUGUUGACGUCAUCGGAUUAGUUAGGAAAUUGGCAGGUGUAAUACAAAAAGGCCAGCUCUUAUGGCAGGGGUUCUCUUUCCUCUUCCCUUUCCUUCUUUUUUCCUUUCCUCUUCCCCUCCCCUUCUUGCGGCUGCACGCAAGCCAGCAGUUUACGGUAUGGUAUCUUGCUCCAUACCUUUACAUACAACGACACGAGAGAAAGCUUAAAAUGAUCAUUCUUGUGAANUUAUUCGCGUAUUAGGCUGGUGACUGUUCUGUUCUUGGUAACCAUUGUGUUUGAUGAGUUAAGACCAAAUGUCUCGUGUAUUCACACGAAACUGAUCAUUGCUUGUCGUGUUUGCUGCGGGAGCAAGAACAGUAAAAAUGUUUUAUUUCGCUCGAUAAUGAUAUCAUUUGAAAAAAAACGUCUCGACUUGAAAAUUUCCUGUAAACAAAGUAAUUCACUUUGGACCAUGCUGAGAAGCGCUACCUACUUCUGAUUGUUGACGUCAUCGGAUUAGUUAGGAAAUUGGCAGGUGUAAUACAAAAAGGCCAGCUCUUAUGGCAGGGGUUCUCUUUCCUCUUCCCUUUCCUUCUUUUUUCCUUUCCUCUUCCCCUCCCCUUCUUGCGGCUGCACGCAAGCCAGCAGUUUACGGUAUGGUAUCUUGCUCCAUACCUUUACAUACAACGACACGAGAGAAAGCUUAAAAUGAUCAUUCUUGUGAAUUUCAAAAUAAGGGUGCUGUUCUAUGUACCCAUGCUUUUUUUAAUGAAGAUACAAUAGAAGGAUUGAUACCUUGUACAUUUCCAUAAUCUACACUUACGCAGAUUGGAUGAGGGACACGUUACUUAACAGUACUGUCAAAGUAGAUAGCUCACAUUCUUUUCCGGUCGUUAUUUGUUCUUCUGAAAACAUUUCAUUUUGUCGUUUGCUUGGAUUGACGUAAAUCGGAUGUCAGACAAUUGCAUACAGGCAACAAACACGAGGCAACUUUAAUUAUUGUCAUCACUUCUGUAGUUCGUGCAAGUUGAUGUUACGCGAGAUCUGUUAGAUAUAUUUCUCCAACCCUUUUUUAUUAGUCCUAUGGCUCCUAUAAUUACUGGAAUUUUUGUGGCCGUCAUUCUCUCAUUUGUUCAUUCUCUAUUUUAAGGUCUUUAUAGACAUAUCAGAGAGCAGGCAGCUCAUAGUCAUCAUCACUAUCAUCAUCAUCAUUAUUAUUAUUAUUAUGAUUAAAUAUUAUUAUUGGUAACGUAUUUUCUUUAUCUUUAAUCGGUUAGUUGGCAAUUAGCAUAGGCUAAUCGUGGCAAUGGGAUUGAAUUUUGAUCGCUAACCGGCUGAUACAGUACUCAACUGGUUAACUAGACAUCUCUUUAUAUUACUAUUAUAUUAAUGUGUAGGAGAUUGUUGGUCUGGAAGGAACGCUGCUGAUACUUACAACGAUUUUGGACCUUCUGAACGGUGUCUUAACACCCUUCAGCAGCCGUGUGAUGCCAACAGUGUAGGUGAUUGUGCUGGUGAUCAAAGCUCCAAUUACGUCUAUCGCAUUAUACUUACAGAAGGUCAGUCAAAUGAACAGUGAAAGUUGCGUUCAAGUUUUGAUGAGCCAUAGUGUAAAGGUUUGAGUAAAAUGGCGAUAUUACUAGUAGGGUUUAAAAGAGAACUGAAAAAAUACAAAGACAUGCAUAGUGGGUAAAGCUGGGUAAACAGAAAAUGUAAACCAACCAUCAUCUCUCCAGGCUUGGCAAAUUUUCUCUCCCCCCACCCUUUUAUCUACAGUUUCUCUUUUUUUGUUAAUAAUUCUGUUGAUGCUGUACCUGAUUCCUAAAGGUAGCCCCAAAGUAGCACCAUUAUUCAUUUUUAUCAAAAAAAGUUAUCCUUUACAGUAUAAUUGAUUUUGAUAUGUAUGGUUGUCUCAUUUAUUGGUCUACUCUGAUUUCAGCUCAGACGGAUAAAGCACCUGGUCCGUUAUAUUCCAAGGACAGUCAGCAAGGAAAGUUGUACGGUAAGGUACCCUCCUGCACUGCAUUGAUUAACGUUCUAUUUCAUAUUACUAGCAUAAGUCAACAUGUCUGCGUUCUAGAGAGAGUUGAAGGGAAUUGUUAACCAGGCCUGGUUACCAUUGCUAUUAUACCAUGCAUUACUGACAAUGCCCACACAAAAACUAAGAAAAACUUUGUAAUCUGGAAACAAAUAAAAGAAAACAGAAAUGCAGUACUGUUUCAUUUUUCAUAAAAAAACUGUGUCCGGCCGAAUCUUUAAAAGUGCCCAUAACUUAUUUAUUUUUUAAAAUUAUAAUUGAAAGUACACAAUACUAGAAAAACUCUGCGAAUAGAAUUGUUUAGAAAAGUCCAAAUUUACAGCCAUUUGGCUCUUCAUCCGCCAUUUUGGCCCUUCUUUCGCAAACCUCUCGAAAACAAAGAAACUUUGACGUAGAUUAAGGAACCAAGAGGCAAAUUAAGGAACGCUUGACUUAAUAUACGAGUAAACAAGUGUGGAGAAAGAAAGGUAAACUAUGCUAGGAAGAUGCGUUUGCUGAAUUUGCUUCUCAUGACGUCACAUAUGAGCCAGUUACUUUCGUGAUCAGUAGAAUGGGUGUGCCGAAGUAAUAUAAACGUUAAAAAUUUCUGAAAAUAUAUUAUUUUCUUCAAAACUCAAAACUUUUUUGCAUUAUAAGUAACUGAAUUUCUGCCUGUGAAGUAUUUCUUUUUCCCUUUUCUUCAGAUAAUUGUCCCGUGGAUUUCAUAAAGAGAGGUUGUUACAAUAAUUUACUAAAUGCGAGACCUUUACCACAACCUCUGUUCACUGAUCUCGAUGAAAGCAGUCCCGAUUUUAGUGGUUUUGCCAUAAACUGGGGAAACUGGGAUAGCCAUUUGGAUGAUAUGGUUUGUCGUUGUGCACAGCUUUCAAAAGGAAAGGGAUUCGGUAAUUUUGGAAUAGCUAACUUCGGUGAGUAUCGCGACGUACUGUGUUUCCCUGUCAUUUUAAUCUCCUUAAAAAUGGUCAUUUAUGGCCUUUUUUUACAUUAUCGCAGGUGAAUGCUGGUCAGGAGGACGAGCCGAUAGACCGUACGAUGAAUACGAUCCAUCUGAAUUCUGUAUCACUAAAGAAUUCGCCUUGUGUGAUGCAAAUGAUCAGAAUGCAUGUGGUGGAAAUAAAACAACUACUUUUGUUUACAGCAUUAAAGAGAAGCUCGAGACACAUCAAGGUAAAAGAUAUUAAAAGUGUUCCUUCUACUGAGACACUGGACGAAUCAUACGCAGUAGCAGAUCAUCUAAUCACNGUAUCACUAAAGAAUUCGCCUUGUGUGAUGCAAAUGAUCAGAAUGCAUGUGGUGGAAAUAAAACAACUACUUUUGUUUACAGCAUUAAAGAGAAGCUCGAGACACAUCAAGGUAAAAGAUAUUAAAAGUGUUCCUUCUACUGAGACACUGGACGAAUCAUACGCAGUAGCAGAUCAUCUAAUCACUUGAACUUUGCCUCGGUAUGAAACAACUAACAUGACACAAUUGAAAAGAUCAACGUAAAAAGUCAAUUGUCAUGUAGACUUUAAAUUCUGAUUAACUAAAUGUAUUUGUUUUUGUUUGGCAGGGAGGACUUGUUUCACCCACUUCGAAAAUAUGGGUUGCUACGCUGAUAAGCAACUUUCUCUGCGCCCAUUGCCUGACCUCAUAUUUACGGAUAUGGAAGAGCUUUCUCCAAAGUCCAGUGGAAAGGAGGCAAAACUUGGUGAACUCGACAUGUAUCUUAGUGAUGUGUUAUGCAGGUGCGCCGAGCAAGCACAGCAGCUUGGCUAUAAAUACUUUGGAGUCCAAAACCACGGUAAGGCCGUUUAUAUAGUACGAUUCCGAUGUAAAAAGAAAGGAUAGUGACAUUUUUAUUUUAAGGUGUUAGGCAAGAACAUUUUAUAGAAAAAGCUUAGUUUAUUCUAUUGUUUUGAAAAUCUGCCUGACGAAGGGAGAUGGUUUCAACAUCCUGAAAAAAAAUUGAGAGUUUUGGAUAUAAUCAGAUAAAUGGCAGCUUUUUAAUUCCAACGUAGCCCCAACUAGUAAGACUAUAAUUAACGUUAGUUUUUUGUUAUUAAAUUUAAAAGGCGAGUGCUACAGUGGGCCAAGUACCCAGAUGGACUAUAGCAGGGAUGGGCCAUCCAAUCAGUGCAUUACAAGAGACUUCAAUGAGUGUCCAGCAAAGGAAAAUCAGGACGAUUGCGUUGGAGCUCAAGGUGCUAAUUACGUCUACCGAAUUAUUGGUCUAGGGGAAGAGCAGGAAAUGGAACGAAAAGAUUCUAGGAACUUUCGUCUUAGAAAACAUCCAGUGGCAGACAAGAACGGAGGUUGA
Porites evermanni is the source of this 22221-nucleotide messenger RNA. Lineage: Eukaryota; Metazoa; Cnidaria; Anthozoa; Scleractinia; Poritidae. The record is from the annotation of a GenBank genome assembly.